Messenger RNA from Morus notabilis, 938 nucleotides. RefSeq names its product calmodulin. Bases 70 to 558 code for a protein of 162 amino acids. The transcript has a single exon. NCBI's taxonomy places the organism in Eukaryota, Viridiplantae, Streptophyta, Magnoliopsida, Rosales, Moraceae. The record is from RefSeq and is a predicted model, not a curated record. Gene Ontology annotation, molecular function: calcium ion binding.
CAAAUACUACCACCCCAUCUCACAACCUUCUCAUUUUAGACGUCUCACUCUCUUGCGGUAAUCCUUAACAUGUGCCCUUCGGACAGAACUAUCGGCAGCACAUCCUCGGCCACAACCUCGGAGUCCGGUUUUCGGUCGGCAUUCGACGUCAUCGAUGUCGACCGGGAUGGCAAGAUAAGCCGGGACGAUCUCCGAGCGUUCUACUCGGGGUUUUCGAGCGGCGGCUUUGACGAGAGCACCAUUGGGUCCAUGAUAAAGGCGGCGGAUUCCAACAAAGACGGGUUCGUGGGGUACGAGGAGUUCGAGAAGGUUCUCAACGGCUGUGUUGGCGGCGGCAGCAGCGGCGGCGGCAUAAUGGAGGAGGCGUUCAAGGUGAUGGACAAGGACGGAGACGGCAAGCUGAGCCAUGAGGACUUGAAGAGUUACAUGGAAUGGGCAGGCUUCUGGGCCAGCGAUGAAGACAUCAAGGCCAUGAUUGCGUUGGGCGGUGGUGAUGAGAAGGAGGGUGUGUCCUACCAAGGCCUGCUUAGGAUCCUGGCCGUUGAUUGUUUUGACUAGACUCUCUUUCAUCGUUGACUUUGACUCCUCUUUUUAUGGUCUGUGGAAAAUAAUAUAAAAUGCCACAGCCAGCUCACAGUAACGACACAACUUUCAUUGUCUUUGGUGGUAGUUUCCAAGAAAAGUUGUGGAGGGAAAAUUUUGUGGGUGUUAUUUGUAUUGGUUUGGUGGCGUCCAAAUGAAAUGGCAUUGCUCUAGCCUCUAAGUCAAAAUAUGUCUGUUUGCUUUGUCUUCCGCGUAUAUUUAUUUAUUCCCUUUUUAGAUUGGCGUGUAUUAUAGGGUCCAUUUGCCACCACAAAGGUUUUUUGGUCACGUGUGUACAACUAUAAUGUAUGUUGUUAUUUUGUGCAAAUUUAGAAUUAUACGUAUUUUUGAGGAAA